AUGCGUAGCAACGUGGCGAUGAAACCGGAGCUCGACCAUGCAGCUGAUCCUGACACCAUUGUUGAUUGCGCACUGUGGAACGCGGUUGGCAUAAGGCUGUAUUUCCGCGAUAAAUUCGAUCAGCCCAUGCGGGAUAAUGAGCGAGCACCGAAAGAGCAUCCAUGGAAGGUAAGUUACUGUGUAGCCCGCCAUAGUUUCCGCGUGGAGGAUUUGUUUUCUCGUACCUCUGCCAUUGGAGAGGGUGUGUUAUACUCUGUACCCACAGGAGCAAUAGCCUCUACCCUUGCCGAACUGAGUCCCCGAUAA
Aspergillus oryzae RIB40 is the source of this 306-nucleotide messenger RNA. RefSeq lists its product as uncharacterized. NCBI's taxonomy places the organism in Eukaryota, Fungi, Ascomycota, Eurotiomycetes, Eurotiales, Aspergillaceae. The transcript has 3 exons. The coding region runs from base 1 to 306 and encodes 101 amino acids. The record is from RefSeq and is a predicted model, not a curated record.